GGCGCCAGAAAGCAACCCCGGCCGCUAGGAUCCAGUGGCUUGGGACGCUGCCCCGAUGAGACAACGUCCACAAAAACGGUGUUAGCGCAUCAAGAAAGAACCACAACGGGCUUACCUAACACACGUGCCCAUGGGCAUGCAAGCUUUAUUCAUGAAACUGGAUGUAUGGAUUGGGUUUCGGGGUAAGAUGGGAUACAGAUAAUCAUCAAAAAUCCCGCCUUGACCUCCACUGCUUCUUUAUUUCCCCCUCCCCGCUUUCACCAAAAUGGUGGUGCGUUUCUAAACAUCGUCUUCAUGCGGGGGCUGACGAAGUCUCACAGCUCAGAGCAGCCACAAUGUGGCUCUGUGGCGGGCUCUUGGCGGGCAGGUCUCCAAGUCCUGGUUAGAUCUGGAAAUCUGGAAAUCUGGCCCAAGCUCUCCAUUGCCAAGGCACGGUGGGGCAGCUACUGGCACAGGCCAGUUUGAAAGUUUGGGGAAGCAGGGGUCAUUGAGAGAUACGUGUACGGAACUUGACCUUAACCUUUCUUGCAGAACGCAAAAAGUGCCAGAACCAACAUCCCACCUAUUCUCCGAGAGCAUCAGCACGGUAUUGCAGAAGGAGCAAUCGUGAUCCCGACACUGGCACUUGGUCCAUUGGUUUCGAUUAUACGAACCGUUUGAGCAAUUGGACGCAAACACGAGCUCGCGACUCCCCUCCGUCACCCCUCCCGCACCGCAUCGCCAAAGGAUCGCAACGAGCGCAACUCGGAUAGACACAGUCCACCAUGCAGGCCCCUCCUCCAAAUGGGCAAAUGCCCAUGCCCACCCCAGAACAGAUCCAAGAGAUGCAGAGGCGACUUGCUGCCGAUGCUCAGGCUGCCGGCAUGACAGUUCCAGAGUUCAUUGAACACAUCAAAAGACAGCAGUAUGAGCACAUGAUGAGAAUGCAGCAGCAGGCCCAGCAGCAGCAGCAACAGCAAGGCGGCGGUGGUCCUCAGCAGCAACAUCAGCACCAGCACCAGCAUCAACACGGCCCCCCAGCCCAAGCCCAGCCAAUUGUUCCCGGCCCUCCGAAUCCGCUCGCCCUUGUGCUGGCCAAGUUCCUUCGCAGCCAGGAGCUUAAGCCACGCACAGUGAUUCUCAAUGGCGAGCGCAAGGACAUGUUCAGAGUCAAACGUGCCCUUCGCGCUCUCCAAUCCGAUGCCUACAAGAAGCUGCGUACCAAGAACCCUGCUCUUCCAGAGAUCACCGAUCGUGCCUCCCUCGAGAAUGCUUUCAAGCUCCUUCCCAUGUCCAUGCUUGCUCUCCGCGUCGUCCAGAUCGACGAGCACGAGGGCCAUGACCACGCCCCUGCCAAGAAGAGCAGCAAACGUGUCAAGGGUCUCUGGACUGUACGCAUUGAACCUCAACAAGAAGCAGGCGAUGAUAUGUACUACGUUUGGCUCUGGGAAGGCAGCCAGGUCAUGCGCAAGGUCUAUGCCGCCCUUGCUCUCCUCAUCAUCUUCACUCUCGUCUGCUACCCUCUCUGGCCGGUCAAGCUGCGCCAGGGUGUGUAUUACCUCAGUUGGGCUUUCCUGGUCUUCCUGGGUUUGUUCUUCGCCAUGGCUAUCUUCCGUGUUAUUCUCUUCUGUGUCACCUACUUCGUUUUGAAACCCGGCUUCUGGCUGUUCCCUAAUUUGUGGGAGGAUGUUUCUGUGGUGGACAGUUUCAAGCCUGUCUGGGCCUGGCAUGAUCCCAACCCUAAGAAGAAGAAGAAGAGCAAGAAGGUCAAGGCCUCAGCCACUGCUGGAGCAACUUUCUCAGCUGCUACUGGCCAAGCUGCCCCUGCUACUGCUUCUGUCAACUCCACAGCUACUCAGAUCGCCUCUGGCCCGACUCCUACACAACGUAGUUACCUGGCACCGAGAGUCGAGGAGCUGGAGGAUGACGAGGAGUAGAUAAAGUAGUUGGGAAAUACGGAGGCGGGCGUUUUGGCGUGGAUAAUGGUAGGAUAACCCUAAGGGGUGGAUGGUUAGGAGGCUACCCAUGGAUGAUGAUGAAUACUCGAGCCUCGGUUCAAUGUUCUAAGCAGGAGAACAAAGAUGUGGCUUUUCAAGUCUCUGUGACACGAAUGUGGGCGGCCAUGUGUGCUUUAUAUUACUGUAUUUUUUAGUUCUGAUUCUUCUUCCGUCACCACAUUCACAUUUGAGAGUCAGCAUAAUUGAUCCUGGGCUGUCACCAAAACAUUAGUGAUCCAUUUCGUCCGUAUCACCAAUGCGCC
Messenger RNA from Podospora pseudopauciseta, 2239 nucleotides. It is a transcript of the gene SEC62, whose product is annotated as Translocation protein S62. Gene Ontology annotation, biological process: post-translational protein targeting to membrane, translocation. Gene Ontology annotation, cellular component: endoplasmic reticulum; endoplasmic reticulum membrane. The record is from RefSeq and is a predicted model, not a curated record. The transcript has 4 exons. Lineage: Eukaryota; Fungi; Ascomycota; Sordariomycetes; Sordariales; Podosporaceae. The coding region runs from base 765 to 1916 and encodes 383 amino acids.